GAGACGGAUGGAGGAUCUUCUAAUAUAAUCUCUCCUCGAGAAGGAAGAAGAGGAGAAGUGGCUGACCCGUGUGAUCCCAGUGAGAGGGACUAGGCAGCGAGAAGAACCAGGCAGCGAGCAGAACACCACCAGCGGAAACGCGUCAGAGGAGCAGCACUUGGUGGGUGGAAGCAAAGUCAAGUGCGGGCUGCACAGUUCAGCAGAGUCGAGAUACUAACGGGCAGGAGAAAACUUUUUACCCUCGCCAAUUUCAAUUUUGGGUGUAAGGAGAGGAAGAAAAGUAGAAAUAACAGAAGAAGAAGAAGAAGAAGAAGAAGAAGAAGAAGAAGAGAAGGAGGGGACGAAGAAAGGAGCCUGCUGGGAGACUCUCGAGCUAGGUCAUCUCCAGGAGCUCUAAUGGACUUAGAUGAAAGCCACAGCGUGAGUCCGAUGGAGCGAAAAGGCUCCAAGCAAGGCAGGCUCAAAGAAACCACUCUCAAGCAGAAGUCACCGGCGGAGUUCUUUGCGGAGAACAAAAACAUCGCAGGUUUCGAUAACCCAGGGAAGUCUCUGUAUACAACGGUACGUGAGCUGGUCGAAAAUGCACUUGAUUCAGCAGAGUCUAUUUCUGAGCUGCCAGAUAUUGAAAUAACCAUUGAAGAGAUCAGCAAAAGGAAAUUUAAUAGUAUGAUAGGGCUUGUUGAUCAUGAACGUGUUGAUGAGGAGCUGUAUGAUGAUUUUGAAUCUGCUAAGGCUCGAGAGAAACGCCUUGCUAAAGAAGCUCAUGAGCAAGAAGUUCAAGCAAAAAAUAUUGCCCUUGGGAAGAAGAUGAAAGAGGCAUCAGCUUUAAAGAUAACUAAAGGAAGGGGCGAAGCUUCAUUCUUCAGGGUUACUUGCAAGGACAAUGGAAAAGGCAUGCCUCAUCAGGACAUUCCUAAUAUGUUUGGACGAGUUCUAUCUGGGACAAAAUAUGGCCUAAGACAAACUAGAGGAAAAUUUGGACUUGGUGCAAAGAUGGCAUUAAUUUGGUCCAAAAUGAGUACGGGGCUUCCAAUUGAGAUUCGCUCAUCAUUGAAGGGUCAAAAUUAUGUUUCUUUUUGCAGGCUGGAUAUAGAUAUUCAUCGGAAUGUUCCUCAUGUUCAUGCACAUGAAAAGCUGGAUAACAGGGAAAAAUGGCAUGGGGCAGAAAUUCAAGUUAUCAUUGAAGGGAACUGGACAACUUAUCGUUCAAAGAUACUACACUAUAUGCGUCAGAUGGCUGUCAUUACCCCUUAUGCUCAGUUUCUCUUCAGAUUUAUCUCAGACAUAGCAGAUAAAAAUAUCACAGUACGUUUUGCAAGAAGAACUGAUGUGAUGCCUCCAGUUCCUAGUGAAACAAAGCACCACCCUUCUGCUGUAGAUUUGUUGCUCAUCAAACGGCUGAUUGCAGAAACUUCAAAGCAGAAUCUUCUGCAGUUUCUUCAGCAUGAAUUUGUAAAUAUUAGCAAGUCUCAUGCUGAUCGGUUAAUAGGGGAAAUGGGUCCAGAUUUCAGUCCCAAGAUGUCCGUGAAAUCUUUGACAUCUCAGCAAAUUGUACGUAUGCGUCAGCUGUUUCGUCAGGCUAAAUUUGAUGAUCCAAGUGGUGAUUGUCUUAGCCCUGCAGGAGAGUACAACCUUCGCUUGGGGAUUAUAAAGGAAUUGCAUCCAGACAUGGUUGCGACCUAUGCAAACAGCCCGCAGGUGUUUGAAGGCCAUCCAUUUAUUGUUGAAGCGGGAAUCAGUUUGGGUGGAAAAGAUGUAAAGCAGGGUUUGAACAUAUUCCGCUUUGCAAACCGCAUUCCUCUUCUAUUUGAACAAGGAGCUGAUGUUGUUACAAGGACUGCUAUAAAGAGGAUCAAUUGGAACACUUACAAGAUUAAUCAGGCACAAGAUAAAAUUGGUGUAUUUGUCAGCAUUGUGAGCACCAAAAUCCCGUUCAAGGGAACUGGAAAGGAAUAUAUUGGAGACGAUAUUGAUGAAAUAGCGUCAGCUGUCAAGGCCUCCAUCAAGCAAUGUUGCCUUCAGCUGAAAUCCAAAAUAGUGAAGAAAAUCCAAGCUCGUGAACGGCAAGAAAGGAAGAGAAAUUUGUUCAGGUAUAUCCCUGAUGUGUCUAGGGCAAUAUAUGAGGUGCUCGAGAGAAUGGCAACUGACAGAGUUGAGGAUCAGAAACUUGACCAAACAGAAAAGGCAAAGCAGGAUAGGAAAAGGCUACGGGGCAAGGAGGAACAAUCACAAAAUAUGGAUGGAAAGCGGCAGCAUUAUGACUAUGAAGAUGCGGAGAUUCUCCAGAAAGUUUUGAUGAAGGAGAUCUCACAAGCUACAUUAAGAGAGAAGUUAAGUGAACAUGUUGAGAAGGUGGACUACGAAAUGGUGUUGGAGUAUGCUGCACAGAGUGGAGUUAGUGAGGAGGCACAUGAAUCCAUGUACCUUCCAGCACUGGACCAUGUAGGACCAUUUACCACACUGCAUAGCCCAUUGUUUGUUUUUAGGCUGUUGAUUUAAGAAUUUCUACUGCAUUUGUUCAUGUUUCAAGGUGCUAUAAAGAUGUAUCAAGAGUUUAAACUGAACGAUGCAACUUCAAGAACAGCUGUUUUAACUGCGAAAUCUGGGAAUUUGUUGAGACACUUA
Molecule: messenger RNA, 2625 nt
Organism: Nymphaea colorata (pocket water lily)
Lineage: Eukaryota; Viridiplantae; Streptophyta; Magnoliopsida; Nymphaeales; Nymphaeaceae
Product: DNA topoisomerase 6 subunit B
Exons: 21
Coding region: 397-2499 (700 amino acids)
Biological process (GO): DNA topological change
Cellular component (GO): cytosol; small ribosomal subunit
Molecular function (GO): DNA binding; DNA topoisomerase type II (double strand cut, ATP-hydrolyzing) activity; ATP binding
Source: RefSeq, a predicted model, not a curated record